GUGACAGUUCACACUGAGAGUCAAGUGCAGGACAUUGAUUGCGUACAGCCUACGCCCUAGAGACUUUAAUAUUUCAGUUAUCAGAAAUCAUUGGGAGUUUUGACCAAUCCAAGUCAAAAUGCGAUUGCUUUGCCUGUUCCUGCUGGUGUCCGGCAGCGUGUUUGCUGAUGAGGAUGAGAAGAAGGAUAGUGUUGGGACAGUGAUCGGAAUAGAUCUUGGGACCACAUACUCUUGUGUUGGAGUCUUCAAGAAUGGCCGCGUUGAGAUCAUCGCCAAUGACCAAGGAAACCGCAUCACUCCGUCAUAUGUGGCCUUCACCGGUGAGGGCGAGCGGCUCAUCGGAGAUGCCGCCAAGAACCAGCUGACCUCCAACCCAGAAAACACCGUCUUUGAUGCCAAGAGGUUGAUCGGCCGGACGUGGGGUGACUCCUCUGUGCAACAGGACAUCAAGUACUUUCCGUUUAAGGUUAUUGAGAAGAAGAGCAAACCUCACAUCCAGUUAGAUGUUGGAUCCGGUCAGAUGAAGACAUUUUCCCCAGAGGAGAUCUCAGCCAUGGUUCUGACCAAGAUGAAGGAAACCGCAGAGGCCUACCUGGGAAAGAAGGUGACACAUGCUGUGGUCACUGUGCCUGCUUACUUCAAUGAUGCCCAGCGCCAGGCCACCAAAGAUGCCGGCACCAUCGCUGGUCUGAACGUCAUGAGAAUUAUCAAUGAGCCAACAGCUGCUGCCAUUGCUUAUGGUCUGGAAAAGAAGGAUGGCGAGAAGAACAUCCUGGUGUUUGAUCUUGGUGGUGGCACCUUCGAUGUAUCCCUGCUGACCAUCGACAAUGGUGUGUUUGAGGUGGUGGCCACCAACGGAGACACCCAUCUCGGUGGUGAAGACUUCGAUCAGCGCGUCAUGGAGCACUUCAUCAAACUGUACAAGAAGAAAACCGGAAAGGAUGUGCGCAAGGACAACCGUGCUGUACAGAAGCUGCGUCGUGAGGUGGAGAAAGCCAAGAGAGCGCUGUCCGCCCAGCACCAGGCCCGCAUCGAGAUCGAGUCCUUCUUCGAUGGUGAAGACUUCUCCGAGACGCUGACCCGUGCCAAGUUUGAGGAGCUAAACAUGGACUUGUUCCGUUCCACCAUGAAACCUGUACAGAAGGUUCUGGAAGAUGCUGACCUGAAGAAGUCUGAGAUCGAUGAGAUCGUCUUGGUCGGUGGGUCCACUCGUAUCCCCAAGAUCCAGCAGUUGGUGAAGGAGUUCUUCAAUGGCAAAGAGCCUUCCAGAGGAAUCAACCCUGAUGAGGCCGUGGCUUUUGGAGCUGCCGUUCAGGCUGGAGUUCUCUCAGGAGAAGAGGAUACUGGUGAUCUUGUGCUUCUGGAUGUGUGCCCGUUGACUCUGGGUAUUGAGACUGUUGGAGGCGUGAUGACCAAACUCAUUCCAAGGAACACCGUUGUGCCCACUAAGAAGUCUCAGAUCUUCUCCACCGCUUCGGACAACCAGCCAACUGUGACCAUCAAAGUUUAUGAAGGCGAGCGUCCCCUGACAAAGGACAACCACCUUCUGGGUACCUUCGACCUGACCGGUAUCCCUCCCGCACCCCGAGGAGUCCCUCAGAUCGAGGUGACUUUUGAGAUCGACGUAAACGGUAUCCUCCGUGUCACCGCUGAAGACAAGGGGACUGGAAACAAGAACAAGAUCACCAUCACCAACGACCAGAACCGCCUGACGCCCGACGACAUCGAGCGCAUGGUCAACGAGGCCGAACGCUUUGCCGACGAGGACAAGAAGCUGAAAGAGCGCAUCGACGCCCGUAACGAACUGGAGAGCUACGCUUACUCUCUGAAGAACCAGAUCGGUGACAAAGAAAAGCUGGGCGGCAAACUGUCUUCUGAAGAUAAGGAGGCCAUCGAGAAGGCGGUUGAGGAGAAGAUCGAAUGGUUGGAGUCCCACCAGGAGGCAGACUUCGAAGAGUUCCAGUCCAAGAAGAAGGAACUCGAAGAGGUCGUACAGCCCAUUGUAAGCAAGCUCUACGGCAGCGCGGGUGGACCGCCACCGGAGGAUGCUGAUGACCAGAGCGAGAAGGACGAAUUAUAGGUCUCUCGGAUUCCAUCUUGAACUCUCUUUUCAGUUGUCUUUAUGCCCUCGCCUCCCUAGAAGUGGCACAGGUGUACAAAUUGGACUUGAUGGACAUUUUGUAAGGAGCGUUAGAUUGAAGAGGCAAUCGUAAAGCCACGAUUCUCUUCUGGAAAGACUUGUGGAGUGUUAGGUUGUUUUUUUGUUUUUUUUCUUCACAUCGGUGGAGAUUUAGUCAGCCUGGUUUGAGGCUUUGCUGCUGUUCUCAGGCAGUUCAAAAUGAGUUCUGUGAGGGGAGGGGGGUUGUCUGGGUCAGGGAGUUGCCUGGAUAAAUGUCAUGUCACAUGCAAUGUUAUUUAUUUAAAUUCUGGAAAAUGUAGAAGACAUUUCUACUAUUACAAAAAUAAACAUUUGAUACAAAAUGGUUACCAAUUGUUUGUCUCUUACAUGUAAAUGUCUAAACCGAGAACUAAAAUGGAAUUAUUUUUCCCCUUUGAAUUUGAGGAAUUUGCUUGGGUCAAUUUUAAAUUUUUAUU
Xyrauchen texanus (razorback sucker) is the source of this 2595-nucleotide messenger RNA. RefSeq names its product endoplasmic reticulum chaperone BiP. Gene Ontology annotation, molecular function: ATP binding; ATP-dependent protein folding chaperone; heat shock protein binding. The transcript has 9 exons. Gene Ontology annotation, cellular component: endoplasmic reticulum lumen; nucleus; endoplasmic reticulum chaperone complex. The coding region runs from base 119 to 2080 and encodes 653 amino acids. Gene Ontology annotation, biological process: protein refolding; endoplasmic reticulum unfolded protein response; cellular response to unfolded protein. NCBI's taxonomy places the organism in Eukaryota, Metazoa, Chordata, Actinopteri, Cypriniformes, Catostomidae. The record is from RefSeq and is a predicted model, not a curated record.